CAAAGGAGAAAAAAGGAAGCUUGUCCAUGGGGAUUAUUUCUACAACUUUCAGAGGCUUAAUUCUACUAAUUUUUUGAGUUUUUAAGGAGAAAAAAAAAAACAUUUUUCUCUCAUUAUUUGAGUUUUGAAAAUUUGAAUGUUCUUCAUCAUCUUUUUCCUCCUACAUUGUUUGAAUUUCAUCUAUUCAUUUAUUGUUGCUGCUCACCAAUUUUUUUCUUCAGAAAAAUCUUUGUCUCUAAUUUUCAUAACCAAGAAAGGUGCAUUUUUUAUUAGAACUUGUUAUUAUAAUUGGUUGCAAAUGCAACCAGGGGAAUGUCCUGUUGUGGCUCCUCAUUUCCCCCCCGGGAAACUCUCUACAUUUGAGGAAAAUGACAUGCAUGAAACCGAAAAAACAUCCUCCAUAAUAGUAUCAAAAAGUUAUAAUGCAAGUGCAACAAAAGGCUCCAGAGUUCACAAUUCAUGUGGGGUGGCGGACAACUUUGUAAUAAUGACAGCCCUCAGGAGCAAGACCCUCACCUUGAGAGACUUGCUUGACCUAUCGCCUUGUUUUGGCUCUGCAUCCGUAAAUGAGCUACUGAUAUUGACCUUGAAGGAUCUACAUAAAAUGUACCCUUCCAUCAGUCCGGAUAUUCCAUUGUCAAAUAUUGAUGGAGCAGGAAUGGAUCAGGCACUACAAUGCUUUUGUGAUACUCUGAAAUCAAUCGGGGCAAUAUGGACGCGUGAUGAUGAAUUCAUAAUGAGAUUGAAUGAGGAAUACAGUCAACUCCAUAACGAUCUAAGGCGUUAUGGGUUGGUAUUGCUUGAUGAGAUGAUUAAGCUAGCCACUGAAAGGGUGUUUGAUUUGAUGGACGAGGAUGACCAGACGAGAGAUGAAAGUCCUCCAUUCGACGCAUUAGGGAGGGCUCAGUCAGAGACCCACUUGAGCAACGAGUCCUCCCUCUCAAGCCCUCCACCUACGCCAACUUCAGUCCUCUCCGAGCUAGUAACUAGUGCUUCACAGAAGAGUAAACUCAAGGUUCAAGAAACUGAGAAGCUAAACCCUAUUGAUGUACAACGCCUCUAUUUCAACUUGCUCCCUUAUGCAAUAGCUCAAGAUCCAAAUUAUGUUGUUCAGCUAGCAACCAACUUUAGUGAACAGAAAUCAGAAAUACAAGCAAAGCUAGGUUCUGAAGUGAAAGCAGGGGAUGAUUAUGAAUUUGGCCAAGAUUUUGAAUUGUUGGACUCACCAGAUAUUCUACUCACUGAUAUGGACAAUGUAUCAGAAAAUAGAGGAACAUCCACAUUAUCUUCAAAUGUCAUAAAGUCACCACCUUUGACAUCAAGAAACAUAGUAACACCUCCGUCUCCGCCCCCAUCACCACCAAUGCCAUCAGGAAACAUAGUAACACCUCCGCCUCCACCCCCACCGCAUCCCAUGAUGGCGCCUGCACCACCUACGUCGCCACCAAAGGCAACAUCAAAUAUAGUAACAAUACUUCUACCUCCACCACCUCCCAUGACAUCCAGAAAUGUAAUAGCACCUCCGUCUCCACCACCACCACCACCCCCAUCACAUCCCAUGAUGGUGCCUCCACCACCUCCAUCACAACCUAAGACAACAGAAAAUAUAAUAACGUUUCCACCUCCUCCACCCCCGCCUCCAUCGCAACCUAAGACAACGACAAAAAUAAUAACACUUCCACCUCCUCCACCGCCACCUCCAUCGCUACCUAAGACAAACACAAAUAUACUAACACUUCCACCUCCUCCACCGCCACCUCCAUCGCUACCUAAGACAAAAACAAAUAUACUAACACUUCCACCUCCUCCACCGCCACCUAAGACAACAACAAAUAUAAUAACACUUCCACCUCCUCCACCACCACCUCCGUCGCCACUUAAGACAACAUCAAAUAUAAUAACACUCCCACCUCCUCCACCGCCACCUCCAUCGCCACCUCAGACAACAACAAAUAUACUAACACUUCCACCUCCUCCACCGCCACCUCCAUCGCCACUUAAUACAACAUCAAAUAUAAUAACACUUCCACCUCAUCCAACGCCACCUCCCAUGACAUCCAGAAAUGUAAUAUCACCUCCGCCUCCACCACCACCUACCAUCGGAUCAAAGGGUAUGACACCUCCACCCCCACCUCCACCGAUGGCUUCAAAUGGAGCAGUGCCAGCACCACCUCCACCCAUGCCAAUGGGAAAAAGACCUGCACCUCCACCACCACUAGGGUUUAUGGGUGUGUUACGAGUUAAGAGAGCAGCCACUAAAUUGAAAAGAUCAACCCAAAUGGGUAAUCUUUAUCGACUUCUCAAGAACCAACUUGAAGGCUCUAGUUUAGAUAGUAAAUUACAUCACAGAAUGGGAAAAGUUGGUAACUCAGCAGGAGGUAAACAGGGAAUGGCUGAUGCAUUAGCAGAGAUGACAAAGAGGUCAGCAUAUUUCCAUCAAAUUGAAGAGGAUGUUAAAAAUUACGCUAAAACAAUCAAGGAGAUAAGCACAGCCAUUGCUUCUUUUAAAACAUCAGAUAUGUCCGAGCUCAUUAAAUUCCACGACUAUGUAGAAUCUCACCUUGAGAAAUUAACCGAUGAAUCGCAGGUGCUAGCAAGAUUUGAAGAUUUUCCUACCAAAAAGUUGGAAGAACUGAGGAUGGCAGCAGCAUUAUAUUCCAAGUUAGACACCAUCGCUACUACUCUGAAAAAUUGGCCCAUAGUCUCACCUGUUGGCGAACACCUUGACAAAGCUGAGAGCUACUUUAACAAGAUGAAAGUAGAAAUCGACACACUGGAACGAACAAAAGACGAGGAAGCCAAGAAAUUUAUAAGCCAUAACAUUCAUUUUGAUUUCGGCAUCCUCGUGCGUAUCAAAGAGUUAAUGGUUGAUGUUUCCUCAAACUGCAUGGAACUUGUCAUGAAGGAGAGGAGAGAAGAAAAGACAAGGGAAGACGGAAGAGGUGGAUCGAAAAAUGAUGGACGCAAAAAGGGAUCACGUAAACUGCUAUGGAAGGCCUUCCAGUUCGCGUUCAGAGUCUAUAGUUUUGCAGGUGGGCAAGAUGACCGCGCUGACAAGUUGACAAAGGAAUUGGCUCAAGAGAUCCAAACAUAUCCUAAUCAAUAGACAUAUAGUUAUACCCAGAGGCAGAUGGAGCUUUUGAACGAUCGGUUUGACAACUGAACCUAAUAUUUUUGACAACAACAACAACAUACCCAUUAUAAUCCUACCAAGUGGGGUCUGGGGAGGGUAGAGUUUUUGACAUGGAAUAUAAAUAUUUACUGGGAAAACAAAAACUAAAAUUCAAGAAAUAUUAGAUUUUAACCGCAUAAGUUUAGAAGUACAGCGAGUUCAGUGGUUAAAAUAUCAAUUUUGUUUAGACUGCAAGUAGAAUUGAGCAAAACUCUAUGCUUAUGAUAUACGUCCCAUCUUAGUAACUGGUUUGUAGCGUGUUCGUAGCAUCAGAUUGUCUAUUCUUUAUAAUGAAAUUAUAAGAGAGACUUGUUACUUCAGUAUUUGCCUAG
Molecule: messenger RNA, 3504 nt
Organism: Lycium barbarum (goji berry)
Lineage: Eukaryota; Viridiplantae; Streptophyta; Magnoliopsida; Solanales; Solanaceae
Exons: 9
Coding region: 137-3106 (989 amino acids)
Biological process (GO): chloroplast organization
Cellular component (GO): chloroplast outer membrane
Source: RefSeq, a predicted model, not a curated record